Molecule: messenger RNA, 3779 nt
Organism: Sycon ciliatum
Lineage: Eukaryota; Metazoa; Porifera; Calcarea; Leucosolenida; Sycettidae
Product: ATP-binding cassette sub-family B member 6-like
Exons: 1
Coding region: 416-3010 (864 amino acids)
Biological process (GO): transmembrane transport; heme transport
Cellular component (GO): vacuolar membrane
Molecular function (GO): ABC-type heme transporter activity; heme binding; ATP hydrolysis activity
Source: RefSeq, a predicted model, not a curated record
UCUUUCCUUGGCCUGGCUGUGCGCGAUUGAUUGCGACCUCAGCUAGUUGCCAGUGCGUGUCACGUCGCGCCAGAAGCCAGAUGUAGAGGUUGUGCUAGCUGGACGUGAGCGUGGGUGGAGAAAACUGAAUCAGUACAGUCAGUGUAUGUGUAUACAUUCCAAAAUAUUUCUGGUGUUUUCUUUGAAAUUUGGUAGACCCUGGAAGUGCGAGAAAUUUCCAUCUACGCAAAUAGGGAGCACGAGAGAGAGAAAGGUGUUGUAAUCCUCUGAGGGAUUCGCUGUGAAUGGAUCGUGUCAGCAGAAAUACUACCCUAAAAGCACCGUCCUUGAGCUAAACCUUCAGCCAUUUGGCCAAACAAUUUGACCGAUUCUUCUCAACAAACAAUCGAGCAGCAAUUGGAGGUGCCAAUAAUCGAUGGAUGUUCCAUUUUGUCCCCGGUCCAAUUUAUGGACUGAGGUGCCUUUCUGUGGAGAGCAGGUGGUUGUGGCAAGCUGCCUGUGUGUGCUGACGGUGGGCGGUUUGCUGAGGCGACUCUGCUGCUGCGGAGAUGAAAGCAAAGGCAACAGUCUGCCGAAGCGCCUGCGGGUGAAGACGUCAUGGGGCAGGAUUCAACGCGCGCUCGUGAUCCUGGUGGCGCUGCUGUUUCUGGCUGACGGUGCUGUGACCGGCGCUAUGCCUCCUCGCAAGGUGUAUGGUAUUGUUCUAAUUAGGGACGUAGUAGGUAUGUUCACCUACCUCUCCAUGUACGUUUUCCUGCACCGGGAUUGGCAGUACGCGUUUGUGCGGCGCGCCACGCACCACUCGUCCCUGCUGCUUGCCGCCUGGACGCUCUCGUCCAUACUCGGUAUUGGCAUGGUCGUCAACGCAUUCUACGGCAGCACCGCACAUGGCACCGAGCUGCUCGCCAAGCAGAGCGUCCACCGCGCUCUGGCCUGUUCGAUAUUCACAGGCUGCCUCACCUCGCUACUUCUCGGCUUGUUUUCGCCGGUGUACCGAAUGACAGGCGAACGUCUUCUCAUCAAUGCUGACCUUGAUUCGGAUUCGGACGGUAUUGAAGAUGCGGAGAGCGGCCCGUCGUCGCCUGAAGCCGACCGCCGCGCUGAAUCACCGUUCAACAACUUCUGUAAGAAGACGAAGCGACUCUGGCCGUAUCUGUGGCCCAAGGGCAGUGUUGGCCUGCAGUUACGCGUGCUGAUAUGCUUCUCGUGCCUGGGACUUGGCCGCGUGGUCAACCUCUAUGUUCCCAUCUACUACCGAGACAUCAUCAACGACUUCACGAACCCGGUGGUGAACACGUCAUCGCCGGCCGCAGAACAGGACAAAGUCAACCACCUGACGGGCCUGAGCAUGCCCUACAGCCACCUGCUGGUCUGGGUUGGCCUGCGCUUUCUGCAGGGCAGCGGCUUCGGCAGCAUGGGCGUGCUGAACAACGUGCGCACGUUCUUCUGGAUACGCGUGCAGCAGUACACGAGCCGCAAGUGCCAGGUGGACCUGUUCCAGCACCUGCAUCACCUGUCGUUGCGCUGGCACUUGGGCCGCAAGACCGGCGAGGUGCUGCGCAUGAUGGACCGCGGCACUCAGUCGAUCAACAACCUCCUCAGCUACCUGCUGUUCAACAUCCUGCCCACGCUUGUGGACAUUACUAUUGCCAUUGUCUACUUCACCACCUCGUUCAAUGCCUGGUUCGGCCUCAUCGUCUUCCUCACCAUGGCCUUGUACAUCUCGUUCACUAUCUGGACGACGGAAUGGAGAACGAAGUUCCGGCGCGACAUGAACAAUAUGGACAACGAAACGCGUGCCAAGGCCGUCGACUCACUGCUGAACUUCGAAACGGUGAAGUAUUACAAUGCUGAGCGGUACGAGGUGGAUCGCUUCGACACCACGAUUCGCAAGUACCAGGAGUGCUCAUGGAUAUCUCAGGCCACGUUGAACCUGCAGAACAGUGGGCAGAACGUCCUGAUCACGGCCGGCUUGCUCGGCGGCUGUUUCCUGUGCGCAGAUCUCAUUGUGCAGGGUAAACUGCACGCCGGAGACUUUGUCCUCUUCGCCUCGUACAUCAUCCAGCUGUACGCACCGCUCAACUGGUUUGGCACCUACUACCGCAUGAUCCAGCAGGCUUACAUCGACAUGGAGAACUUCUUCGACUUGCUCGACGUCGGCCAAGAAGUCGAGGACGCGCCCAGUGCCAAAGCACUGCGAGUCGAUCACGGCGGCCUCGAGUUCAGGCACGUCAACUUCCAUUACAACCCGGAGAAGCCGAUCUUGCGCGACAUCUCGUUCAAGGUCAACCCCGGUGAGACACUGGCGCUGGUCGGUCCGUCCGGCGGAGGCAAGAGCACGAUCAUUCGACUGAUUUUCCGAUUCUACGACGUGCAGACGGGCCAGGUGCUGAUCGACGGGCAGGACAUCUCCACCGUAACGCAGAAGUCCCUUCGCUCGUGCAUCGGAGUCGUGCCCCAGGACACCGUACUGUUUCACGAUACGAUCCGCUAUAACAUUCGCUACGGUCAAAUGGACGCCGACGAUUCGAAUGUAGAGGAAGCAGCCAUGGCUGCUGACAUUCACCAGAAGAUCUUGACAUUCCCAGAUCAGUACGCCACGGUCGUUGGCGAGCGAGGUUUGAAGCUAAGCGGUGGAGAGAAGCAGCGCGUGGCCAUUGCCAGGACCAUCCUGAAGGCACCGUACUUUGUCCUUCUCGACGAGGCCACGUCGGCCCUGGACACGCACACCGAGCGUAACAUCCAGUCCUCGCUGGCCACCGUCUGCAAGGGACGCACCACGGUGGUGGUAGCGCAUCGCCUCUCCACCAUCAUCCACGCCGACCAGAUCCUGGUGCUGAAGAAUGGCUGCAUUGUGGAGCGUGGCCGCCACGAUGACCUCCUAACCGCCGACGGGGUCUAUGCUAGUAUGUGGCAUGAGCAGCAGAAAGCCGCUGAAGAUAUGGGCGCUGUGUCUGACUCGCCAUCGAGUGUGGACGAGGAUAAGAAGACUGAAGUUGCGCACCUUUGAAUCCUCUGUAGUGUCUGUGAGCGUGUGCUAAAGUGAACCGCCUAUAUCCCGUCACACCCGGUUCUGUAUCGCCUUGCUCAGAAUGAAACCGGUAACAGUCAACGUCAAGCUCGCUUCAGCUACUUGAUGCACGGUGAAGCAUUUCAGCAGGCCACAGGUGGUGCCUUCCAGGACAUCUGUAGUCUUGUUGUGUGUUGAUUGCUACCAGCCUAGAACCAACAUACUCAUCGAUCUAUACUCAUUGGUCUACUCAUCGGUCUCGCGUCCGUUCAUUUUAACCAAGUCUUUAGCGGCCCGUACAUCCGAAGCGUGUUGUGUUGAAGUGCAGGAUUCUAUUUGCUUCUUCAGGAACAGGAGACACUGCUAUCUGAACAUUUGCAGUCUAGUUCUGCGUUGAUUGUAACCAGUCUAGAACUGACAUACUCAUCGGUCUCGUGUCCGUUCAUGUUUAACUUGAUCUCUCCCUAUAUCUGAUUCUGAAGCACAUUGUGUUGAAGUGAAGGAUUUUAUUUUGUGUUCUACUCAAACAAGAGACACUGCUUUCUGAAGUUUCAUAACAAAAAUCUGCGUGGUUGAUUUUGACCAUGUAUCAGUAGACACAUUCCUUUGAGUUUUUCUUCAGCCUGAUCCAGAAUUGCGAAUCAUCGGCGAAUUGAGGAUAGGCUCCACUGAUCUGAUUUAUUAUCGUAUUUUGUAAAACAUUCUAUUCAAGCCUAUUCCUAUGAACCGGAAUGGAGUGGUAUGCAAACUCUGCAAUUCCACAUCUAUA